GAUCGAAACAGCACAAUCGAUUAGCAACUAUAUCUAUAUAUAUAUAUGACUGUUUUUCUAACCUCAAAGUAACGCAUGAGUUGCAUGCGUUAAAAGAAAUUGGAGUGUCAAAAUCUAAUAUUGGAAAAAGGAAAUGAGCGAUGCCGAACUUCAGGAAGAGGAAAGAGAAGUACUUCUUUCGAUAUAUGAUGGAGAUCCAGCUUUUAAACAGUUGACACCUAUUACAUUUCAGUAUAAGUAUGGAGAGGACAAUGAUAUGAAAUCAUUUCUAUUGGAAAUUUCAUGGGGCACAACAUAUCCAUCAGAAAGACCUACUAUUAAUAUGAAUACCUUUUAUAACAAGCAUAUUGUGCAAGAAGUAAAAGAUAAAGUGGUUCAACAUCUGAAAGCAGAGGCUGAUCAAUGGUUAGGAAGUGCUAUGACUUACACAUUAUUUCAAUCUGUACAAGAACAUUUUACUGAACUAAUCUCAGCACAACCAGAUACUGUUGUUGAUUUAAACUCGCAAAUUAACCAACUUAAAAUAGCAGAUGAACAUCAAAAGCUGGAAGAAACAACAAAGAAGCCAAAGAAGGAACAUCUAACUAAAGCUCAAAAGCGCAGACAAUGGAAUAAAGCAGAUGGAAAAGGAGAAAAACCACGAGGAUGGGAUUGGGUGGAUAUAGUAAAACAUUUAUCACAGACUGGCCCUAAACAAGAGCAAGAGUCAUAGUUUAACUUCAUUGAAAUAUUUGUACAGGUUAAAGGCGUAUUAUAUUUUUAUAAAUUAUUGGAAAUAAACUGGUUUCCAUAUA
Molecule: messenger RNA, 794 nt
Organism: Apis dorsata (giant honeybee)
Lineage: Eukaryota; Metazoa; Arthropoda; Insecta; Hymenoptera; Apidae
Product: RWD domain-containing protein 4
Exons: 4
Coding region: 134-712 (192 amino acids)
Molecular function (GO): protein binding
Source: RefSeq, a predicted model, not a curated record